Saxophila tyrrhenica is the source of this 843-nucleotide messenger RNA. RefSeq lists its product as uncharacterized. The record is from RefSeq and is a predicted model, not a curated record. Gene Ontology annotation, molecular function: FMN binding; NADPH dehydrogenase activity. The coding region runs from base 1 to 843 and encodes 280 amino acids. The transcript has a single exon. NCBI's taxonomy places the organism in Eukaryota, Fungi, Ascomycota, Dothideomycetes, Mycosphaerellales, Extremaceae.
AUGGCGACUCUAUCCUUUCCUGUGAGCGUGGGGGCGAUGAGGUUACAGCACCGCGUCGUCCUUGCGCCGAUGACAAGAUACCGAGCAGAUGCCAACAACGUCCCGCUCCAUUUUGUCAAGGAGUACUGCGCCCAGCGAGCCGCCGUACCCGGCACUCUGCUCAUCACCGAAGGCACCUUCAUAUCGCCGCGAGCUGGCGGCUUCAAGCAUGUUCCCGGAAUCUAUACGGCGGCUCAAGUAAAGGCAUGGAGAGAUGUGACCGACGCCGUACACGCUGCGGGCAGUUUUGUAUUUUGCCAACUUUGGGGGCUAGGGCGCGCAGCGAACCCCGAGGCUCUGCAAGACUCAGGGAACCGGCUACUAUCUGCAAGUAACAUACGGAUGUCAGAUAAUGCUCCCGAGCCAGAGGCAAUGGCUGAGGGGGACAUCUUUGGGUUCAUACAGGAUUACGUUGCCGCAGCCAUGAAUGCCAUGAAGGCCGGAUUUGAUGGCGUCGAAAUACACGGUGCGAAUGGCUACCUACCGGACCAAUUCACGCAGUCCAAUAGCAACAGCAGAGACGAUGCCUGGGGUGGAGACGUUGAGCGUCGUGCAAGAUUUGGGAUCGAAGUAGCACGUGCUGUCGCCGACGCCAUCGGGCCUGAGCGCAUUGAAUACCGCAUCAGUCCUUGGAGUCCUUUCCAAGGGAUGGGAAUGUCGGAUCCAAAGCCACAAUUCUCUUACCUGGCGAUGCGCCUCAGCGAGCUUGGUCUGGUAUACCUGCACGUUGUCGAACCUCGGAUUUCCGGUGCUGACACCAUCGAGGCAGCCGACGAGGAAGUGGAUUUCUUGGUGGACAUCUAG